AUGGCGCCAAAGAAGACCCGCACCGCUGCAACCGCUGAAACCGCCACCAAGGCGAGGCCUGUCAGGGCAGCUGCGGCUGCGUCCAAAGAAGCUGCCGCUUCUGCCGCUUCCACGGCGCCUGUUAGCAACAAGACGCAUGGCAAGAAGCGGGCGGCUGUCGACGAAGUCGAAACCAUCCCCGCACCUACCAAAAAGACGGCUGGCGUACCAAAGAAGAAGACCAAGAAGGGUGCAGAGCCUGCUGCAGAGGAGGAGGAGGAAGACGCAGGUGAUAUCAAUGAACGCGAAAUCAUCGCUUCCCUCUCCGACGUUUCUGCCGAUUCAUCCGACGACGACCAAGACGAUGUAGAAGCCGAAGAAGCCAACUCGUCCGACGAAGACGACGAAGAUGACCGACUCGCUCGCGCUCAACCGCGCUCCUCGCUUGCAUCGGUAAAGCUGCCCAACUCGAAAGAUGAUGCGGUGGUGCGUGCUCGCUUGGACAAGCUCCGCAAAAACAAAUCUUCCGCCUCCAACACCAAACCCGGUGUACUGUAUAUCGGUCGUCUACCAAAAGGAUUCUUCGAAAAACAACUCAAAUCUUACUUCACCCAGUUCGGCCAAGUCACCCGCCUCCGCGUCUCGCGCAACAAGAAGACAGGCGCCAGUAAACACUACGCUUUUAUCGAGUUCGCCGACCGCGACGUGGCCAAGAUCGUCCAAGAGACCAUGCAUAACUACCUCAUCGACGGAAGGUUGCUGCAGGUCAAGGAGGUGAGCCAGGACAAGGUUCAUCCAGAGCUGUGGGUCGGAGCUAACCGGAAAUUCCAGAAGGUUCCUGGCGACAGGAUCGAGAGGGUGGUCAGGGGAAGGGAGAAGUCCGAGGAGGAACAGAAGAGGACCCACGAGAGGUUGUUGAAGAGGCAAGCCCAAAGGAGGGAGAAAUUGCAACAGCUCGGAAUUGAGUACGAGUUCGACGGGUAUACGCAUGACGGAGAGGCAGACAAGAAGCAGUCAAAGAAGGCGAUGUCUGCAAAAGCUAAGCCGACCGCAACAAAGUCGACAAAGGGCAAGACGGCCAAGGCUUGA
This is a messenger RNA of Mycosarcoma maydis (corn smut), 1068 nucleotides long. RefSeq lists its product as uncharacterized. Gene Ontology annotation, cellular component: nucleolus. The transcript has a single exon. Lineage: Eukaryota; Fungi; Basidiomycota; Ustilaginomycetes; Ustilaginales. The coding region runs from base 1 to 1068 and encodes 355 amino acids. Gene Ontology annotation, biological process: maturation of LSU-rRNA from tricistronic rRNA transcript (SSU-rRNA, 5.8S rRNA, LSU-rRNA). Gene Ontology annotation, molecular function: RNA binding. The record is from RefSeq and is a predicted model, not a curated record.